Molecule: messenger RNA, 1010 nt
Organism: Paramecium sonneborni
Lineage: Eukaryota; Ciliophora; Oligohymenophorea; Peniculida; Parameciidae
Source: the annotation of a GenBank genome assembly
AUGGAUUAUUAAGAGUUGUAUGAUUUGAGAAAAAAACUUGUUGAUUGGAAAAAGUUUCCUACAGAAACUAUUUGUAUUUUAAAAUAGUUAGAAUAAUCUCCACUUGAUUGGGAUACUGUUAAUAAAUCUAAAAUAUAAAAAACUCUACAUACUCUUACCACUAUAGAUGAUAAAAAUGAUCUUCAAAUUACUACUAUUAAAGCCAAAGCUUCAGCAUUAUAAGAUCGUUUCAAAAGACUAUCUUAAGCUAAGGCAAUUUAAAGAACAUAACAAGAACAAUAAAAUCAAUCAAUAGCUGAAAUUUAAGUCUAAAAACAAAAUAGUGUCUAGAGUAUUUAAAGCAGCAAAUCAUUGCCUGAAAUAGAACUUUUUGCUAAUUAUAAAAUACCAUAUCCAGCUUAUGCUGAUAGACUUAAAUACUUAAAUGGAAUAAGCAAAAUGUUUAUUUCAAAUAUAUUGGCCUUCAAAAAAGAAAAUGAUUUGAGCGAUUCAGAUUAUUAGACUAUUAAAGAAUGUGUAGAAAUUAUAGAAAAAACUAUCUAUUAAAAAAGAAGGCAAGACCAUACUCCUAGAAAAACUUAUGAAUAAGAUUUAAGAAUUUUAGCGGGCUUUUUAAAGAAAGAUAAAAAUGGAUCAUUAACUUACAGAAUUUUUACUAAGGCUUUUGAUCCUGUUUCUGCAGCUUAAUUAAGGUAUUUUAAAAUAUAAUGAUCUAGGGCUGCUGAUUGGGUUGAUGAUGAAACUAAACAAGAAUAAGCUAGAAUAAUUAAAGAAAAAAUGGAAGCAGAACAAAUAGGUUUUUAUAAAGAUUUGAGCAAAAGAGAAAUGGAGGGAGUUGAAGGGAAGACUUGUAAAGGAUGCGGACAAAAAAAAGUAUAUCUUGUUGAUGAAAAAUAAACUCGUGCAUCAGAUGAACCAACAACGAAAUUCUUUGAAUGCUACAAUUGUGGAGAUAAAUUUAGAAUCUGUUGAUUAGAAAAAAACAUAUUAUUUUAAUUUUGAGAGAAGAU